Molecule: messenger RNA, 3385 nt
Organism: Cryptomeria japonica (Japanese cedar)
Lineage: Eukaryota; Viridiplantae; Streptophyta; Pinopsida; Cupressales; Cupressaceae
Product: pentatricopeptide repeat-containing protein At1g11290, chloroplastic-like
Exons: 2
Coding region: 176-3181 (1001 amino acids)
Biological process (GO): RNA modification
Molecular function (GO): zinc ion binding; RNA binding; protein binding
Source: RefSeq, a predicted model, not a curated record
CCUCGGAGAAUUGACUGUCACUACUAUCAUCUCUGCUACAACGGAAAAUGCUCCCAGGCUUACCACAAUGUUAUUGUGAAAGACGAAGGCUGAACAGCACUGCACAUUUUCCACUCUUCAAUUACAAUAAUAAAAUGCCAUUGUCAUCCACUUCUCAUCUCAAUCUCACAUCAUUAUGUUGGAGGCGCUGCACAAUGUGCACAUUCUGCUUACUACACACAAACCCCCUGAAGACUGCUCUACGUAUCUUCAAUUAUUGCAGACAUUUAUUCUCAAGAACGCGCUUUCACAAGGAAAAAAUGUUCACUCUUUCAUCGUUCACAGGGGAUUCGCCUUUGCUACACGCAAACCUUUUCAUAAUAAGCUUAUUUUCAUGUAUGUCAAGUGUGGAAGUUUGGUGGAUGCCAGAAAAGUCUUUGACCAGAUGAAAGAGCGAGACAUCAUCUCAUGGAAUACGAUUAUUACAGCAUACAGAAGACAUGGUUAUCCUCAAGAGGCAGUCACACUGUUUCACCAUAUGCAGCAAACAGGUUUCCAACCCGAUCAGUUUACGUUCGCCAGCGUACUGCCAGCCUGUGCCAAAAUGGGAGCUUUGGAACAGGGUGUGGACAUUCAUCAAAGUAUAAAGGAUAGAGGAAUUUCGUCAGAUGUUGUAGUUGCAACUGCCCUGGUAGACAUGUAUGCAAAAUGUGGAAGCAUAGACAAAGCACGUGAACUGUUUGACAAAAUGCCUCAAAGAAAUGUGUUCUCAUGGACUGCGCUGAUUUCAGGAUAUGCACAGAAUGGAUUUGCUGAUAAGGCUUUAGAAACUUUUAAGCAAAUGAAAUUGGCAGGUGUAAAACCUAAUUCCACAACCUUUGCCAGCGUGCUCCCUGUCUGUACCAAAAUGGGAGCUCUGGAACAGGGAAUAAGCAUCCAUCAAAGCAUAAAGGAUAAAGGAAUUUUUUCAGAUGCUGUAGUUGCAACUGCGCUGGUAGACAUGUAUGCAAAAUGUGGAAACAUAGACAAGGCAUGUGAACUGUUUGACAAAAUCCCUCAAAGAAAUGUGAUCUCAUGGAAUACCAUGAUUGUAGGGUUUGCACAUAAUGGAUGUUUUGGAAAAGCUUUAGAAACUUUCAAGCAAAUGCAAUCGUCAGGUGUAAAUCCAGACUCCACAACCUUUGCUACCAUUCUCCAUGCGUGUGCAAAAAUGGGAGCUUUGGAACAGGGUAUAGACAUCCAUCAAAACAUAAAGGAUAGAAGAAUUUUGUCGGAUGUUGUAGUUGCAACUGCCCUGGUAGACAUGUAUGCUAAAUGUGGAAGCAUAGACAAGGCACGUGAAGUGUUUGACAGGAUGCCUCAAAGAGAUGUGGUGUCGUGGACUGCAAUGAUUGCAGGAUAUGCACAAAAUGGAUUAGUUGAGAAGGCUUUAGAAAUUUCCAAGCAAAUGCAAUUGUCAGGUUUAAAGCCAAAUUCCACAACCUUUGCUAGCAUCCUUCCUGCCCAUGCCAAAAUGAGAGCUUUAGAACAGGGUAUGGACAUCAAUCAAAGUAUAAAUGAUAGAGGAACUUUGUCAGAUAUUAUAAUCGCAACUGCCCUAGUAGACAUGCAUGCAAAAAAUGGAAACCUAGACGAGGCACGUGAACUGUUUGACAGCAUGCCUCAAAAAGAUGUCAUCUCAUGGACUGCAAUGAUUGCAGGAUAUGUACAAAAUGGAUUUGUUGAAAGGGCUUUGGAAACUUUCAAGCAAAUGCAAUUGGCGGGUGUAAAGCCAAAUUCCACAACCUUCGCCAGUAUCCUCCCUGCCUGUGCCAAAAUGGGAGCUUUGCAACAGGGCAUGGACAUCCAUCAAAACAUAAUUGAAGGAGGAUUCUUUUCAGAUAUUACAGUUGGAAAUGCCCUGGUAGACAUGUAUGCAAAAUGUGGAAGCAUACACAAGGCACGUGAACUUUUUGACAGAAUGCCUCAAAGAGAGGUUAUCUCAUGGAAUGCAAUGAUUGGAGGAUAUACACAAAAUGGACUUUAUGAAAAAGCUUUAGAAACUUUCAAGCAAAUGCAAUUGGCAGGUGUAAAGCCAGACUCCACAACCUUUGCCAGCAUUCUACCUGCCUGUGCCCAAAUAGGAGCAUUGGAACAGGGUAUGGACAUCCAUCAAAGCAUAGAGAAUAGAGGAAUUUUAUCAGAUGUUGCAGUUGCAACUGCAGUGGUGGACAUGUAUGCAAAAUGUGGAAACAUAGAAAAGGCACGUGAAUUGUUUGACAGAAUACCCCAAAGAGAUGUGAUCUCAUGGAAUGCAAUGAUUGCAGGAUAUGCACAAAAUGGAUUUUGUAGGGAUGCUCUCAAAAUCUUUGAAUUAAUGAAACACCCUGGAACAUAUCCUGACAUUGUAAGCUUUGCUUGUGUUCUAUAUGCUUGCAGCCAUGCAGGUUUAGUGGAUGAGGGUUGUACAUACUUCAAUCACAUGAUUAACCAUUAUUGCAUUAGACCUACAAUUGAUCAUUAUGUUUGCAUGGUUGACCUUCUUGCCCGUGCUGGGUAUCUUGAGGACACACUAAACUUUAUCAUUAAGAUGCCAGUUAAACCUCUCGUUGUUGUGUGGAUGUGCUUUUUGGGUGCCUGUAGAUCCCAUAUGAAUAUUGGCUUAGGAGUAUUUACGGCAACACUGCUUUUUGAUUUGGAUCCUAAAAAUGUUGCCACAUAUGUUCUUCUCUCAAAUAUCUUCGCGGAAGUGGGCAGGUGGGGUGAGGUUCAAAUGGCAAGGAGAUUGAUGAAAGAUCAAGGAAUUAAAAAGAUCCCUGGAUGUAGUUGGAUUGAAAGGCAUAAAAUGGUACAUGUUUUUCAUGUAGGAGACAGAUCACAUCCACAAACACAAGAGAUCUAUGCGAAGUUGGAGAAAUUGUCUCGGGAGAUGAAGGCGGCAGGGUAUCAUCCAGAUCCAAGGCAUUCACUUAAUGCUGUGGAAGAGGAAGAAAAAGAAUUAUUUCUGUCUCACCAUAGUGAAAAGUUGGCAAUUACAUUUGGUUUGUUAAACAGUCCACCUGGAACAACUAUUAGAGUUGUUAAGAACCUUAGAGUAUGUGCUGAUUGUCACACUGCAACGAAAUUUAUCUCCAAGAUUGUUGCAAGAGAAAUUAUUGUGAGAGAUGCAAACCGUUUCCAUCAUUUUAAACAGGGACAAUGUUCCUGUGGGGAUUUUUGGUGAUGCUAAUGAAACAAUCUGGAAAAACGGGUUUGCACUAUGAUAAUGUGUACCAUAUCAGACCGUCAAGGAUAAAAAAUGGACAAGAUUUUAUUAAAUUAGAUAUAUAAACUGCAAUGCAGAUCACUGGUUAUAUACAGACCUGUUUUAAGAUAAUAUACAUGUUUCAUUAAAUCAUUUUCGCCAAAUCUGUGUAUGAAACAAGAA